Messenger RNA from Oncorhynchus masou masou (cherry salmon), 1559 nucleotides. RefSeq names its product POU class 2 homeobox associating factor 3-like. The coding region runs from base 232 to 1014 and encodes 260 amino acids. Gene Ontology annotation, molecular function: DNA binding; POU domain binding. Lineage: Eukaryota; Metazoa; Chordata; Actinopteri; Salmoniformes; Salmonidae. The transcript has 5 exons. The record is from RefSeq and is a predicted model, not a curated record.
GAAGUGAAGCCAUGCCAUACAAUCGAAGGCGUACAUAUAUGAGUACCGUUCAUUUUAGCAUAAAAAUCUAAACGCUAGACUACUGCACUAAAACAUUGAACAUGUGUUUAGAGUGGGUAUAGGCAACGGCUCUAACCUAUCUGCCUAGUUCCCGAUAUAUUACAGUAGGCUAUGUUUUGAUAGCGUAAAUUAGUAUUCAAUUUAAUUUCAAAUACAGUCCUGCUUCAAUGGAUGAAUUUUACAGAAAACGAAAUGGUUUUACUGCAUAAUUGUCAGGUGUGGGGGUUCGAUAGGCUAACCGGAAUGAUCAUCAAAACCAAAACAACCUUUAUUUUAUCAUCGGAUAAGCCAAAGGUGUACCAGGGUGUGCGGGUGAAGACAACCGUUAAACAGUUGCUGCAACAGAAAAGAGCUCUCCAGACAUCAACUAAAACGGUUAGAAUGAAAUCCCAGAGCUUGGUGAGUCAGGAUGUGUGCGUCUCCUCCUCAUUGUCAGGCCAUUACUUUGAUUAUUUCCCUGAAGAGAUGAAUUCCAACUGCAUCUUUCAGCCGCGGGCCAUUCCAGAGAGCAACGUCCAGAUGGACAACUUCGAUAAUCAACAAUUGAUAAGCAUGAUGAUCCCCAACGAGACCUACAGCAGUGGUAUUCUGCAUCCCACUACCUCAACAAAACUUUGGCACCAGGAAAAUCACUCCCCGAAUAUGGGCUAUUACGGCCAUGGCAUGGCUCCCAGCUCACCGUCAGGUUCCCUGAAUAUGCCAAGUCCGGUCGAUUACAAUAGUUAUUCGCCACAGGAGUCUUACUCUUCGUCGUGUUACAACUCUCCGACGAGGCUGGACUUGAGUUAUAGGUUUGUUCCAGACCACUACCACUACCAGAACUGCAACCUCCAGGAGAGCGUCUCCACUCCAGAAUACGCACCGUAUGGCAUAUCAGACUAUGUAUACGCCUCGCCUGCGGAGGACAGCUACUUCAGGCGUGAUUUGUCAAAUUCAGAGCUGUGCUACCUUUGAAAAUGUAUUCGGUCUUUGUUGUCUGUGUAAAUACAGUAUAAUGUGCAGUCAAAACAAUGUCUGUAACUCGAAGUCAAACGUUGACACUUGUGGCAUUUGUUUUGAGAUGUAGGCCUGCUUUGCAUUUCAGUGUUUGCGGUCGAAGUUUCCUCCGAGUUUCUGUUUUUGAUAUGACUGGAAUAAUGGUUUUAGAAUUCCCGAGUUUGGAUAAAUGUUGGAUACGUGUGGCCUUAGUGCCAUCUUCUUAGUUAUUGACUUUGAUAUUUAAGCAAUAAGGCACGGGGGGGGGGGGGGGGUUAUGGUCAACAUAUCACGGCCGAGGGCUGUUCUAACCUCGAUGCAAUGAUGUCAUCCUGCUUUUUUACAAGACAGUAUAUUUUUUCAGCAUAUUUUUUCUUAUGGAUGCAUUCAUUUUGUAAAUUAUUUGAAAAGCCUACCCAAAGGAAAUUAGCAGCAUCAUCCCCUUCAACUCACUAUUUAGUUUCCCUGUGCAGAUGCACACCGAAGCUUAGUUAGAAACAUUAACUUUAUUAGACCAAUCAUUU